Molecule: messenger RNA, 2632 nt
Organism: Tupaia belangeri chinensis (Chinese tree shrew)
Lineage: Eukaryota; Metazoa; Chordata; Mammalia; Scandentia; Tupaiidae
Gene: SPRYD3
Product: SPRY domain containing 3
Exons: 11
Coding region: 1-1413 (470 amino acids)
Molecular function (GO): protein binding
Source: RefSeq, a predicted model, not a curated record
AUGUCCUUGCUGAAAACCCUCCAGAAGUUUCCCUUCACAUUUGGAAUCAAGUCCAAACUCCUUACGAUGGGCCCUGCUUCCUCCUCAGUUCACUUUUCCGCUGGUAGGUUUGUUCUCAUGAACAAGAUGGAUGACCUCAACCUGCACUACCGGUUUCUGAAUUGGCGCCGGCGGAUCAGGGAGAUUCGGGAGGUCCGGGCUUUCCGGUAUCAGGAAAGGUUCAAACACAUCCUUGUAGACGGAGACACAUUGAGUUACCAUGGAAACUCUGGGGAAGUUGGCUGCUAUGUGGCUUCUCGACCUCUGACCAAGGACAGCAAUUAUUUCGAGGUGUCGAUCGUGGACAGUGGAGUCCGGGGCACCAUCGCUGUGGGGCUAGUCCCUCAGUACUACAGCCUGGAUCACCAGCCUGGGUGGUUGCCUGACUCCGUGGCCUACCAUGCUGAUGACGGCAAGCUGUACAAUGGCCGAGCCAAGGGCCGCCAGUUUGGGUCAAAGUGCAACUCUGGGGACCGGAUUGGCUGUGGCAUUGAGCCUGUGUCCUUUGAUGUGCAGACUGCCCAGAUCUUCUUCACCAAAAACGGGAAGCGGGUGGGCUCUACCAUCAUGCCCAUGUCCCCGGAUGGGCUGUUUCCAGCAGUGGGCAUGCACUCCCUGGGGGAGGAGGUACGGCUGCACCUCAACGCUGAGCUGGGCCGUGAGGACGACAGCAUUAUGAUGGUGGAUAGUUACGAGGACGAGUGGGGCCGGCUGCAUGACGUCAGGGUGUGUGGCACCCUGCUGGAGUACUUGGGAAAGGGCAAGAGCAUCGUGGAUGUGGGGCUGGCCCAGGCCCGCUACCCGCUGAGCACCCGCAGCCACUACUUCGAGGUGGAGAUCGUGGACCCUGGAGAGAAAUGCUACAUUGCCUUAGGGCUGGCCCGGAAGGAUUAUCCCAAGAACAGGCACCCUGGCUGGAGCAGAGGGUCUGUAGCCUAUCAUGCAGAUGAUGGGAAGAUCUUCCAUGGCAGUGGCGUGGGAGACCCCUUCGGGCCACGCUGUUACAAAGGCGACAUUAUGGGCUGUGGGAUCAUGUUCCCCCGGGACUACAUUCUGGACAGCGAGGGAGACAGUGAUGACAGUUGUGACACAGUGAUCCUGUCCCCAACCGCACGGGCCGUCCGGAACGUUCGGAAUGUCAUGUACCUGCACCAGGAAGGGGAAGAAGAAGAGGAAGAAGAGGAAGAGGAAGAAGACGGGGAAGAGAUUGAGCAGGAGCAUGAGGGCAAGAAGGUGGUGGUGUUCUUCACCCGGAAUGGCAAGAUCAUCGGGAAGAAGGAUGCUGUUGUACCUUCUGGAGGCUUCUUCCCCACCAUUGGAAUGCUGAGCUGUGGGGAGAAAGUCAAAGUCGAUCUACAUCCCUUGAGUGGCUAAGGGCUUCUCCCCCAGACCCGCCCCUUCCCCAUCCUCACCCCUUGCAGGACCAGGCAGCCAGCUCCUGAGUUCCCUGAGAUUUGCUUACCCAGCAGGCCCUGGGGGUGCAGAAUCUUUCUGCCCAUUGUCUGUUCAGGCCCCCCGUCAAGCUCCUGUGUGCCCAUGUUUCUGGCCUGGUGCUGCUUCUAUCACCCAGGACUAUUGGGCCCAAGUCCCUGCUUGGACAGCAUAGGGCCCAAGCAUGGUGUUGAUAUAUGGGGGGUGGGUCCUGCCUGCUUCAGUCAGUGGGCUCCUGGACCCCCUUUCCCUCGUUGCCCCGUGGGAGUGGAGAGGGGUGAGCGCCCUGUCUCAGCUGCUGUUUGCGGAGGGUGGAGUGGAGACAGCCUCUCCCCCUUACCACAGUGUUUCUCCUGGAAUCCACUGUUUGUACCCUGUCCUCAUUUGUGAGCCAGUUGCUGCUGUCAUGCCCCCUGGCUGGGCUGGGGAACCUCUCUUGGGCCAUCUCUCUUCUUUCCCUGGCUACUGUCCCCAGAAGAGUCCUCCAGGGUCUCCAUUCUUCCCCGAGAGCUGGCUUCUGCCCCACCUGUUCAGGCCACAGUCCCACAGAGAACUGAGGGACUGCCUGGGUGCCUACGACAUGUGUAGGAAAAGGCUGUGAGGCGGCUUGGGGCCCGGGGCCGUUGCUCCAGUCUCCCCCUCCAUCCUCUGCUCACCCUUGGCACCCUUGUCCCUAGUGCCUUGGGAUGAAGGCUGAGGCCCUGGGGCCUGCCUCGCCUACCAUGGUGAGAGAAGGACUCUAGGCCCUUACUUUAGUAAACCCAGAGGGGCAGCCGGCCCGGUCCCCUUUACCUGCCCCAUCCUGCCCCCACGCCCCAGCUUGCUGCUUGUGCCAGUUACCUGUUUUGCUUCAGUGUUUGAUUCUAGCACUUACAUUUGUCCUCCCCUGUCCUCCCCCAUCAAGCCUUCCUGUCUCUUACCCCAUGACCCCUAAGCCCCUCCCCUAACAGUGACCUCUCUUGGGAGGCAGAGGUUGCAGGAGCUGUUGGCCUUGGUUUGCACAGAGUGGGUGGGGCAGUGGGGAGAGUGGGGGUGAGCUGUUGUGCUGCUGGGGCUCCCCCUCGGCCCUCCCUCAAGCCCUGCUCCGUGAUGUAUGAAAUGUAUGUACAGACCAGAGAUGUUUAUACAACCAGUAAAGAUGGAGUUUCCAUAUUUAUCCGAA